AUGGAUCGACUGAAGCACAAACAGAAGAAAGAGAAACCAAUCAAGAAUGUAGAUAAAGAAAAAACACAUUCUUUCAUUAAAGACGUCAAAGCGAUUCAGGAAAACUUGAAAAUAAAAGAGAUCUUGAGGACCGUAAGAAUGAACAACAGUGUGCGAGUUCCACGUGGCAGCAAAAUAACGAACAGUAAGCACCUUAAUGACAAGGAAUCCUUCUUUGACGACGAUCUUAAUGCUGCAGAAGAACAACGGAUUGAACCAUUUAGUGCGACUAAUCCUGUGCUGGUCCCAACAAGUAGUGAUAUUACAGAGAGCGAAGAUAUUAUUCUUAAUUAUAACGAUAUAAAUUCAGAAGUAAAUGAUGAUCCCGUUGUACAGAAACUGGAUAUUGUGCAUGAAAAUGAGAUAAGAAAUGAAAUUUCAAAAGUACAAGAAGAGUCGUUACAAGAUUCCCAAGAGACUGAAAGAAUACCUGAAGAAACUCCAGAUGUUAAAGCCCAGAAAGAUCCAGAAAAUAAGAAUAUACCGUUGGUAAAAUUCCGUGACAGAAAAUUGUCUUUAGAUCAAACUAUGCUAUCACGACGCGUUUCCCAAUCUGAAUUGGACCUUCAUUCAAUAGGAAAAUCUCCAUUAGAGAGAAAAUCAUCUUUCUUCAAAAAAAAAAUGGAUAGCUUUCUUAAAAAUACCACAGAAAUAUUUAAAAGGCAGUCGUUAAGUAAUAAAGUAGAACUUGAACGUCGCAGAGGGUCCAUGUCUGUAUCAUUGCAGUCGUUAAACGAGAAAACCGAAGAUUUAUUGAAAAACAAUCAAGAAGGUAGCUUGACAAGUUUGCAGUCUUCCUCGACCGUGGGCCGGAGUAACUCAAGCUUAGCCGCGAGUCAGAGUCCGGCCCAGGAAUACCGCGCCGGCAGCCAACCAGUUCUCUCUGCCAGCCAGCCUCUUGGUGAACCUUCGUCUAGGUAUAAUGGUCUAAACGAGGCCUACAUCGAAGAUUCAUUAUUGAACUCGCGUGCUAUCUCGAUGAGCUCAGGCUUGGAUUCUGCCACAGGCAAACGGAGAACAAAGUCUAACAGAUCUUCCAGAAUGACUUGGGCGUUCAGUGAAAAUUAUUCAAACGCCUUUAAUCGAGCGAUACAAGAGGAGCGAUCUAGAGAAAUACAGGUGUAUACUCAACCUAAUCAAGACAAUACAAGUAUACCGGGUGGCCCGCCUGCGGGCCGUCGGCUUUCCUACCAGCGGGCUGUUUCAGGCGAAGAUCCCAUGCCGUUCCGCUAUCAUGACUCCACUCUUAAGAAAAAGCAUCUUAUUCCAGAAAAGUCUGAGGCCAGUUACGAAUUAUCGAACCAGCUGGCUGAGUAUACGCAGAACGGUCUUCCGAGCUUAAAGGGAUUCGUCGCGGCGAACAUUGUGGAUGAAGCUUUCGCCUAUCUGCUUUGGGCUGAAAACAGGGCGAAUAUGGAAGAGUAUUUUGAUUUUAGGACUUUGCCACCGAACGAAGAAGCGAGGCAAACGGUGAUAAAGGAGUUAAUAUCUACCGAAGUUGAUUACAUAAAUUCAAUCCUGUCUAUUGUUGAGGUUUUCAUGGCUGCGGCUCACGCACUUCAAGAUAAAGGGAAGCUUCUGGACGUUGAUACGGCGCGACUCUUUUUAAAUAUUCCUGACGUGGUUAACGCAAGUUUAUAUUUUUGGGAGAAAUCUAUGUACCCAAUGAUAGCCAAUGCUGUAGAGACAACCGUACCAUUCAACACAGAGUUGAUGUCUCCCGGCUUUUGUCGUUUCCGUGAAUUUUUCACCCCUUACGAAAAAUAUGUGAGUGAACAAACGAAAGCUAUCGAUUACCUUCGAUCGCUAUCCAACAACGUAGAUUUCAUGACGUACCUACAAUGGUGCCAUACCCACAAAAAAUGCAACAGGCUGCAAUUGUCAGAUUUGAUGGCGAAGCCAAUGCAACGCCUGACCAAAUACAGCCUCAUUCUGCGACGUAUUAUACAACACACUGACACAGAGCCUGAGAGAACAUCUCUUAUCGCAAUGGAGUCUUUUGCUACGAACUACGUGCUGGAUGUGAACCGCGCUAUUCGGCAGCGCGAAGAAUUGGAAAAAUUGGAUGCCCUUGCCAAAUCGAUAGAUUCCUAUGAGAUCGAUUUCAAAGACGAAGAUAUGGAUACGCACUUUAAGAAAACCUCUCACACCAAUCUGAAAGCACCAAUGCUGGGUUGCCUUCCAACUCACAGCCGGAGCAUUGUCCACCAGGGUGACGUGCGAUUUAAAGACCACAUGAAGGAGCUUGAAGUUCGCGCCUUUUUACUGACGGACAUGUUACUUAUAUGUAAAAAGCUCUCUAAGGGCAGCACUUACACGUUCAAAAUAAUAAGGCCAAAAUACAUGAUUGAUAAAAUGAUAGUUUACCCAAGGUACGCUAAGGGAGGCAACAAAGAUGUUAUAAAAGAUCUAAUCUGUGUGGUACUAGACGAUGUGGGUUCGUCGAACUACGGUUUCACGCUUUCUGAAACAACAAAGGACUCAAAUAGUCAAGGAACACUAAAGUUGUGGGAACAAAAAAUCAGAGAAGCAAAAUUAUCGUACGAGUUCGGACUUUGGUUUGCGAAGAAUCCGUCCCGGGAUCUCUCCGUGGAAAUGGAUUCCUCAUCUGAUUACGCUGUCAGCAGCAACAGUGCCAAACAUGGCGUGAAACACAGCUCGGAUGACAUGAACAUUGAACGUGAAGCCCGGGAAAGGGUUGCGGCUAUGCUGCACCGGAAUAUGGGCGCUUCCACAGAGUACGACUUUUCGCAAGCCUCCUUCAAUACAGACUCCUUCGACGGUAAGUAA
Hyposmocoma kahamanoa is the source of this 2829-nucleotide messenger RNA. RefSeq names its product myosin-M heavy chain. Gene Ontology annotation, cellular component: endocytic vesicle; plasma membrane; axon. Gene Ontology annotation, biological process: Rho protein signal transduction; endothelial cell migration. Gene Ontology annotation, molecular function: guanyl-nucleotide exchange factor activity. Bases 1 to 2829 code for a protein of 942 amino acids. The transcript is spliced from 15 exons. NCBI's taxonomy places the organism in Eukaryota, Metazoa, Arthropoda, Insecta, Lepidoptera, Cosmopterigidae. The record is from RefSeq and is a predicted model, not a curated record.